Micropterus dolomieu (smallmouth bass) is the source of this 3397-nucleotide messenger RNA. RefSeq lists its product as uncharacterized. The record is from RefSeq and is a predicted model, not a curated record. Gene Ontology annotation, molecular function: protein binding. The transcript is spliced from 16 exons. Lineage: Eukaryota; Metazoa; Chordata; Actinopteri; Centrarchiformes; Centrarchidae. Bases 1 to 2769 code for a protein of 922 amino acids.
AUGGCAAGUACAAAUGCAGAGAAACAGUGGAAUCAUAGGCACCCAUGGAGAAAGAGCAGAGAACGUCUCUCACGCAGGCUGUUCUGCUGCUCAUGUUUGCGAGGUGAGGAGAAGGAUCCUCUGCGGGAGCAUGAAAAGAAAAUUAAUGGGGACCCUCAGCAUCCACACUUGGAUCAACAGGGAUCAGGUGAGGAGGAGGCUAUCCAGAUUACAGUGGAGGAUCUGGGGAUAGUUAACAGCAGCUUCAGUCUGUCUGAGGAGGACCCCCUGACCCCAAGGAAGAGCCUGGUGCGCUCAGCCAGCUCUUUGUCUGCCUGCCCGAGGGCUCUGAAGAAGAAACGACUGACACCUCUGUCUUCAUUCCCUAUACAGCCACGCUCCACCUCUACCAGUGGAGAAGAUGAUGAAGAAGAAGAGGAAGACCCGUUGCUGUUUGAGAGUGGUACCAAUAGCACGGCAGCUUCUGGAAGCCUCCUAACACCACCUGUCAUUAAUCUGAUCCCACCCACUCCCUCAGACAUUGUUGAGGAUGAUCAUUUCUUUGACGUUAAUUCAGAGGAAAGUGUGGCAUAUACAUUUGGCAGUGAAGGAAGCUUUGCUGGUGGUGACCAGGAGAGUUAUGAGGAAAAGAUGGAGAGUGUGGAAGCAGAGGAGACAACAGAAGAACUCACACUGACUGAGAAUGAAUUCAGUGCAGAUAGUGCCGCUGAGAGUGAGGGGGGCCUAAGUGAUCAGUUUGGAGAAGAAAGAGAGUCUGUGCCAACCAGAGACGAGAAUAAAGAGAAAACAAAGCCCAGGUUCUUACGUAGCGCUUACCAGGUGGCUCCUCUCCCUGUGUACCAUCGGAAAAGGAGCUUUAACACCGGAAUACAUCUAUUGUCAUAUACUGAGCACAACUUGGAUGGCCUGAGCAACAGAGAUGUGAGCUCCUCCAACAUGCUGAAAACUGAUCUUUGUCGGCUUCCUCACGCCGCCAACAUGGACACAUUUACUCACCAAUUGAGACCGAUAACUCGCUCCUGCAGUCCUGGGGGGACACUGACCAGGAGUGCCACUUUCCACACUUUAACCAAGACCACAGAUCACCAGGAGGAGGAAGGGUUGGCACGACGACGACGCAUAACUGUUGCAUCAUAUAUGCCUCAGUCUAAGGAUCAGAAUGGAAACUUCCCUGAGAAGGUCGUGAACAAGCAAGUGGCCAAAUCCUUCGGGGAGUUGAACACAGACGAAGUCUGCCAGUGGUUUACCAAUAUUGGACUGCAGAAAUGUCUCCCUUUCAUCAGAGAAGCCAAACUGUGUGGUGCAGAUAUAGCUUCAGUGAAUGUGAACACACUAGACACUCUUCAUAUCGCCACACUGGAAGACAGGGAGCAGCUUCUAUCAGCCAUUUAUAAUGAGCUGCACCCUCCCAGCGCCACCACUCAGAGACUAGACUCUUUGCUUGAGUCAUUAGGCACAAAUAAUGUUGAGACAUUCACUGCAACAUUAGUGUCAAUGAGCAGGUCCAAGUCCUCCCCUCAUGUGAGCUGCCUGAGUAUGAAUCGGCGUUCCCUCAAACUCAGAAACAACAGCCAAAACUGCAUGACACAGAGGAAUUCCCAACUGACAGAGAUUACGAUUAAUGCGUCAGAGCGGAUAGUUCAUCUCAGAACCCCAAAGGAAACAACAGUGGGGAAAGUCAUGGAUUCAUGUAUCAAAAUGUUGGGAUUGACAGAAGAUAAGAACCUCUUGAAACUGAAAGAAAAGCAAGGGUCAUCAGAGGAGCUCCCACCAAAUCAGCAGAUUGGGAGUCUACUGACAUCGAUGUCAGAGAAAAGACAAUUAGAGCUGUACCUGUGCAAAAAGGAGCAGUCAUCAGGUACUGCUUCACAAAAUAAUCCAGAAGCCAGCAGUUCUAAGGAGAACAGCAACAUCAACAAAACUGUCCAGGUGAACCAGCCAUCUAAAGAAGAGAGGAUCAGGGAGCUCAACCAACAGGUGGACUCGCUAAAAAAUGUCAUUCUUCAGGUCCAGGAGCUCCACCACGGCCUGGUAGCAUUUUGCUCAGAGUUAAAGAACAUGGAUGGAAAUGUGAAUGUAGACAGGCUUGGCUCUGCUGAGCUGAAGCAGAGGCUGGAGUUUGUUAAAAGCCAACUGAAUGACAAGAGACAGAGCCUGCAGACCCUCAGAGACAACAUUAACAACUCCACUGCUCACAAGAAGAAACCAUUAGAUGUUCGUCUCUUGGAAAAGAUGAAGUUGAACUGCCAAGUGUUUAAGGAGGAAAUUUCCGUGGUGCAUCUCAACCGACAGGUGGCUCACCUCCAAAAUGCUUUGCAAGAAAGCUAUGUUAAGGAGAAAGUUCAGAAAAAGAGUUUGGCCAUUGGUAGCCUGAGCCAGCUGGUGUCGCCACAGUCUCCAGCCAUGCUGCUGGUUGUACAGGAGAACCACAACAAUGAUGGCCAUUAUGACUUUACAUGUCACUACAAAGAAGGCAGCGGACUAGUUGUGGUCAAGGUGGACAACUCUCACCUCUGUGUGGAUGACAGACUAGUGGAGGUGAAUGGUGUACCGGUGGUCAACUCUACACUAGAAGAGCUGACUGACAUCCUGCUGCAGGGACCCAGCGCUCAAAUUGUUGUCCUUCGCCAGCCCCCGCCCACCAACUCCCAGCAGCAACCACUGCUCUGGCAGCACAUGGUCAACCCUGAUCCCAUGCAAACAAUCUGCCCAGAAAGGGAUAUGGUAACCACAGAAACCCUUCCACGACGAAAGGUGAUGGCCAUCUGAUGAAAGCAGAGAGACAGACAACAACAUAUAGGGUGAGAAAUAGUGGUGAUGAAGAUGGAGCAAAGGGUUUCUCACUUUUUUAAACUGAUGUCUGUCAGACAAUGACUCAUAAUGUGAAAUGCCAUGGCAUGUUUUGUAAAUUAUUUAUCUCCAUAUGUGAACAUUCACUGUAUUGCUAAAAUGUUCUUCAUAGAUUGUUGCCAUAUGUCUUUUAGUGUGUUAUGUUCUUGUUCUUAGUAGAUAGUAAUAAAUAUGCCUAUGAAAAACAUAUUUCUGGAAAAACAAAACACAAACAAAAACUACAUCCACUUUUUUUCCCUAUCUGGAUCUAUUCUUUUACAUCAUAUUUUUUCCAUGAGGGAAGAUGAAAAGUAAAAAGAGCAAACACAUAGGCAGCUUUGCUCCACUGGAUAUGUGAUAAGUAUUUCUUUUUUAGCAUUCAUCUGAGGAAUUCCUGAGGGUGUAACAAUGUAAGCCUGAUUAGGACUCAGCAUCCUUCACCUUUUUUAAAGUACAGAUAAAACUGGAUAUAGUCAGAAAAUAUGUGACAUAGUGUAAAGACAUGUCUGAAAGUUUUGUAUCCUGCCUGCAAGCUUUCUCUUUGCAGAUUAGACACUAAGAUGGUCUG